Messenger RNA from Ostreococcus tauri, 1446 nucleotides. Its product is annotated as Pyridoxal phosphate-dependent transferase, major region, subdomain 1. Gene Ontology annotation, cellular component: mitochondrion. The record is from RefSeq and is a predicted model, not a curated record. Gene Ontology annotation, biological process: GABA catabolic process. Lineage: Eukaryota; Viridiplantae; Chlorophyta; Mamiellophyceae; Mamiellales; Bathycoccaceae. Bases 1 to 1446 code for a protein of 481 amino acids. The transcript has a single exon. Gene Ontology annotation, molecular function: pyridoxal phosphate binding.
AUGUUCGCGCGCGCCCGUCGUCGUCUCGCCGGCGCGCUCGCCCGAGCGCGCGCGCGCGGCGCGGCGAACGAACCCGCGGGACCGCGCGCGCGGGCCCCGGUCCCGGGACCGAAGAGCGCGUCGCAGCUCGAACGAUUGCGCGCGAGCGGCGUGGACGUGGGAUCGAUUCGAUACUUUGUCGACCUCGACGCGAGCGCUGGAAACUACGUCGUCGACGCGGACGGGACGACGAUGUUGGACAUGCACUGUCACAUCGCGUCGCUGCCGCUGGGGUACAAUCACCCGCGAGUGAUGGCGGCGAUCGGAGACGGGCGGAACGCGUCGACGCUCGCGCAUCGACCGGCGCUGGGGGUGUGCCCGCCGACGGAUUGGGCGGAUCGAAUCGCUCGGACGCUGUUGCGAGUGAUGCCGCGAGGGAUGACGCGCGUGACGACGAUGGCGUGCGGGGCGUGCGCGAACGAACACGCGAUGAAGGCGGCGUUCAUCGGCGCGGCGAACGCGAGACGAGGGGCGAGAGGGAUAUCGGCGGAGGACAUCGCGUCGUGCAUGGAACACGAGACGCCGGGAACGCCGAAUUUUAAGGUUUUGUCUUUUGAGGGGGCGUUUCACGGGCGAACGGCGGCGUGUUUGACGUUGACGCACACGAAGUGGAUACAUAAGCUCGAUUUCCCGGCGUUCGCGUGGCCCAAGUGUCGGUUCCCGAGGUUGAAGUAUCCGCUCGAGGCGCAUGCGGAGGAAAACGCGGCGGAGGAAGCGAAAUGUUUGGACGAGGUGGAGGAGGUCUUGGCGUUGGACGAGGACGUGGUGGCGGUUAUCGUGGAGCCGAUGCAGGCCGAGGGGGGCGAUAACCACGCGAGCCCAGACUUUUUCAGGCGGCUUCGAGAGAUCACGCGCGAUCGCGGCGUGCGUCUCAUCGUGGACGAGGUGCAAACCGGAUGCGGUGCGAGUGGGACUUUUUGGGCGCACGAAGCGUGGGGGCUCGAGCACCCGCCGGACCUCGUGACGUUCAGUAAAAAGAUGCAAAUCGCCGGUUUUUACGCCACCGCCGACCUCGCGCCGGAGCUACCGUAUCGUAUUUUUAACACGUGGAUGGGAGAUCCGGCGAAGCUGAUUCAGCUCGAGGCAGUGCUCGACGAGAUCGAGGAGCAAAAUUUACUCGACGUCGUCAAAUCCGCCGGCUCUACGCUGCUGGAGGGAUUGGAACGUUUACAAGCAAAGUUCCCGAGCGUGUUAGCGAACGCCCGCGGGGUCGGGACCCUCGUCGCUGUCGACUGCGCCACGACGGAGAUGCGCGACAAACUAUUGAAGGAUCUCUUGCAGGGGGGUGUGGACAUCGGCGGAUGCGGGACGAGCACCAUUCGCGCUCGACCGAGCUUAACGUUCACGUCUGCGCACGCCGGGGUGUUUUUGGAAAUCUUCGAGCGCGUGCUCCAGCGAUCGCAGUAG